AUGGACAGUUUGGUAGAUAUCCUGAAGCACCCGGAGGAAAUCUGCCCAUUGAUAAAAUUGAGAAUGGUGGUCCUUGGAGCAGAGAAGCGAACCCUUCCUCAGCCACAUUGGGCAUUUUGCUAUACUAUCAUGAGCAAGGUCGCCCGCAGCUUUGCCAUCACUAUUGUUCAGCUGGACGAGACGCUGCGGGAUGCUAUACUGAUAUUCUACUUGGUUCUUCGUGCACUCGAUACUGUCGAGGAUGAUAUGAGCUUGUCUUCGCAAGUAAAAAUACCGAUCCUCAAAGAUUUCCACGAAUACAUCUACGACCAUGAUUGGCACUUUGUGUGUGGUUCUUCUGAUUGCAGAGUCCUCAUGGACCAAUUCCAUCUCGUCCGGAAAUCCUUCUUGGAGCUCGAUAAAAGCCACCAAGAUGUGAUCAAGGAUAUUACCAGAAGAAUGGGAGCAGGGAUGGCAAAAUUUAUAGACAAGGAGGUUGAGACGAUCGAUGACUUGAAUGAGUAUGCCCACUAUGUCGCUGGACUUGUUGGGGUUGGACUCUCGAAAAUCUUUCAUGCCUCCAGUAUAGAGGACUUAUCUCCAGAAUAUCUCUCCAAUACCAUGGGUUGCCUUCUUCAGAAAGCAAAUGUCAUCCGUGACUAUCUCGAAGAUAUAGAGGAGAUUCCUAGGCCGCGUAUGUUCUGGCCUCGUGAGAUUUGGAGCAAGUAUGUGAAUAAAUUGGAGGAUUUGAAAAACGAAGAGAACUCUAUUGAGGCAGUCCACUGCCUAAACCACAUGGUCACGAGCAGUUUUGUCUAUGUGGAAGAUUGCUUGAAGUACUUGUCGGCAUUGAAAGAUCCUGCUGUCUUUCGAUUCUGCGCAACCCCGCAGGUUAUGGCAAUUGGAACAUUGGCGCUAUGCUACAACAAUAUCAACGUCUUCAGAUCCAGAGUGAAACUGAGACGUGGUCUUAUAGCGAAGAUCAUCGAGAGAACAAGAACGAUGUCCGACGUAUAUGGUGCCUUCUUUGAGUUUUGCAGCUGCAUGAAGUCUAAGGUCGAUAAACACGACCCAAAUGCAAGUAAAACAGAGAGCAGACUCGAAGCUAUACAGCAGAUCUGCAUCAACUCAGGAAUGCUAAAUUACAGGAGAUUUUACAUUAUGAGGAGCGAGAAGGGCUAUGAUUCAGCUCUGAUUGCGGGACUAUUGGCGUUUCUGUCGAUCUUUGCUUAUUUAUCAGCCAACCAUCUACUUGAAAUCUUCAAAGAGCGUCCAGUCACGUCAAGGCUUCAUACGUCUUCAGGAAUGAAAGGAAACACGAAAAUGCUACUGAUGAUAAUCAACAUCAGAGCCUUUUGA
Punica granatum (pomegranate) is the source of this 1338-nucleotide messenger RNA. Lineage: Eukaryota; Viridiplantae; Streptophyta; Magnoliopsida; Myrtales; Lythraceae. The record is from RefSeq and is a predicted model, not a curated record.